Cryptomeria japonica (Japanese cedar) is the source of this 585-nucleotide messenger RNA. RefSeq lists its product as uncharacterized. The coding region runs from base 1 to 585 and encodes 194 amino acids. The record is from RefSeq and is a predicted model, not a curated record. The transcript has a single exon. NCBI's taxonomy places the organism in Eukaryota, Viridiplantae, Streptophyta, Pinopsida, Cupressales, Cupressaceae.
AUGGGUCCUUACAAGGAUAAGGUUCUCUGUGAUAUUGUUCCAAUGGAUGUGUGCCACCUUCUUCUUGAAAGACCUUGGCAAUUUGAUAGGAGAGCCCAACAUGAUGGGCAUAAAAACACAUAUGUUGUUGAGAAGGAUGGAGUGUCUUAUACCCUUGAACCAUUGCAAGAAGAUAUGGGUGCAAGUCAUGAAGGACCUAGUGUCAUGGUGGUGAAGGAGGAGUUUUUGAAGGAUCUUGAGGAGGAAGGAUGUGUAUAUGCUAUUGUAACUAAGCCAAUCUGCAAUACUACAACUAGUGAUAAGGAAGAAGUCCCAAAUGAAGUGCAGGGUCUACUUGACAAGUAUGAGAAUAUAGUAGUGAAGGAGUUUCCAAAUGCUUUGCCUCCACUACGAGAUGUAAGUCAUCACAUAAACUUAAUACUUGGUACAAGUCUGCCCAAUAAGGUAGCAUAUAAGAUGACACCUCAACAAAAUGAGGAGAUUAAAAAUCAGAUGCAGGAGUUGUUGGAUAAAGGUUUAGUAAGAAAGAGCUUAAGUCUAUGUAUUUUGCCAAUUGUUUUGGCACCCAAAAAGGAUGAGAAGUAG